Messenger RNA from Pelobates fuscus (common spadefoot toad), 751 nucleotides. RefSeq names its product neurogenin 1 (gene NEUROG1). The transcript has 2 exons. NCBI's taxonomy places the organism in Eukaryota, Metazoa, Chordata, Amphibia, Anura, Pelobatidae. The coding region runs from base 71 to 751 and encodes 226 amino acids. Gene Ontology annotation, molecular function: DNA-binding transcription factor activity, RNA polymerase II-specific; E-box binding; protein dimerization activity. Gene Ontology annotation, cellular component: nucleus. Gene Ontology annotation, biological process: axon development; sensory organ development; positive regulation of transcription by RNA polymerase II. The record is from RefSeq and is a predicted model, not a curated record.
GGUCAAGAGGAUCACAAGUUAUUCUGAUUUUUUUUUUCUGCUUCACUUUACCUGACUAAUAUCUUCCAACAUGGACAGAGCGUUCUCUGACUAUGAUACCUGCAGCCAGAUGUCUUACUCUCCAUCAGAUGAUGAGGACUCUGCCAGCUUCCACACGCCUUCUUCUUACACAUCUGGACAUGUAACCUCGCCCACUCAAACUCCAGAAAAAUGCGAGGAAGAGAAGGAAAAGAGAAAGAGAAGAGGCAGAACCAGAGUGAAAAAUGACGGUGUACUGCACACCAUUAAAAAAACCAGAAGAGUCAAAGCUAAUGACAGAGAGAGGAACAGGAUGCAUAACCUGAACUCAGCUCUGGAUGAAUUGAGAAGCAUUCUACCGAGCUUUCCAGAUGACACCAAACUGACCAAAAUUGAAACUCUUCGAUUUGCCCAUAAUUACAUCUGGGCUCUUUCUGAAACCCUGAGGAUGGCUGAUCAGUCCAAAGACAAGCCUAGCGGUGAACCAGUGCAACAUUGUGUCAUGAGUCCAGCAGCUCCAUCAAGUCCUGGGAGUGAUGCAGGUUCUUGGAUGUCCUCAGCAUCUCCAAACUCCUCAUCGUAUUCAGUGUCUGCCUGCACCUCCAACCCAAGCAGUCCAGCCACAUCUGAAGACUGCUAUUAUGGACAUACAGAUAACAUGUUUUCUCUCCACUCCUUCCCACAUAACAUGAUCCAGCAUUCUUCUUGGUUUCUACAAUAUAACCAGGUAUAG